Messenger RNA from Python bivittatus (Burmese python), 1939 nucleotides. It is a transcript of the gene HABP2, whose product is annotated as hyaluronan binding protein 2. The record is from RefSeq and is a predicted model, not a curated record. Lineage: Eukaryota; Metazoa; Chordata; Lepidosauria; Squamata; Pythonidae. Gene Ontology annotation, molecular function: calcium ion binding; serine-type endopeptidase activity. Gene Ontology annotation, biological process: blood coagulation; proteolysis.
AGACAGAAAAAAAAAAUUGGAAACAAGAAAAAGCAUUUUCACAAACAGGAAGAAAACCUGUUUAAAAUAAGAAUGGUUAAUUGGUUUGCCUGUUGGCCACUUCUCCCUCUGAUUGUCUUUCUUGGAAAUACUCCUGUUUCACAUUCUGGGAUCAUAUCAUCAUGGUUCAACCAACAAACUGAUUCAGCUGAUGACUAUGAUGAUGAAUACAACACCGAAUAUAUACAGCCAGCAGGGGUUGAGAUCAGAUAUAGUUUCUUUGACUCUGAUUGGAUUUAUGAAUUCUUCACUCACAAUGAAAAUCCCUGUCAGACCAACCCAUGCCAGAACAAUGGAGUCUGUAAAAGAAACAGAAACAGCUACACAUGUUCCUGCCCUGAACCAUACACAGGAUCAAAGUGUGACCAUGUGAAAAAUACAUGCCAGAGAAUCAACUGCAAUCAAGGAGACUGUCUGAUUACGUUAAGAGAUCCUUAUUAUCAGUGCAGUUGUAGACACCCAUAUAAACCACCAUUAUGUGAAAAAGCAUAUUCAUCUUGUCAACCAAAUCCUUGUAAAAAUGGAGGCAUCUGUCAGAGACAUCGUUUAAGAUUCAAAUUCAGCUGCACAUGCCCUGAAGGGUUCAGAGGAAAAUUUUGUGAAGUAGGAACUGAAGAUUGCUUUGAAGAAAAUGGCCACACAUACAGAGGAAAUGUUAGCCAAACAAUCCUCCAGAAAAGAUGCCUUCACUGGAAUUCUCAUUUCCUUUUGGACAGUAGUUAUAAUGCAUUUAUGGAACAUGCUGACUAUUAUGACCUUGGUGACCAUAACUUCUGCAGGAAUCCAGAUGGUGAUGAAAAACCCUGGUGCUUUGUCAAUGUGAAUAACAAAUUGAAGUGGGACUUCUGUGAUGUCUCCCCAUGCUUGUCAACAGGAAGGUUCUCUAGGAAUAUAACAAACUCCCCCAAGAAUUCCGCAACGGACAAUACAUCCAGAACAUGUGGAAAACCAGAAAUAAUAAGACCAUUCAAGAGAAUCUAUGGAGGUGUCAAGUCAGCUCCUGGCAAGCAUCCGUGGCAAGCUUCUCUUCAAAGGAAGAUUUCAGUGGGUGUACCAAAGGGACAUUAUUGUGGAGGAGUUCUGAUUGAGCCAUGCUGGGUUCUGACUGCAGCACACUGUAUCACGACAGAAGCGCACAACCUCCAGGUGUCCCUUGGAGAACAGAAUCUCAAUAGGAAAGAGUAUCAUGAACAGAAGUUUGAUGUAGACAAGGUCAUUAAACACGGACACUAUACAGAGCGGGAUGGCAUCCCAUACAAUGAUAUUGCUUUACUGAAAUUGAAACCAACUGAUGGCCACUGUGCAGUGGAAACAAGUUACGUCAAAUCGGUGUGCUUGCCUGGUUUUACAUUUCCUGAUAACACAGAAUGUUACAUAUCAGGUUGGGGAGAAACAGAAACAAGUGAAUCAUCUCAUCAGCUGUUAGAUGCCAGAGUAAAACUGAUUUCCCAGAGGCAGUGUAAUGCACCAAAUGCAUAUAAUUACAGAUUGGUGGAUAGCAUGUUUUGUGCUGGAAGUCUUCAGAGAACAAGAGCCGAUACUUGUCAGGGCGAUUCAGGAGGUCCUCUAACAUGUGUUAAAAAUGGAACUUACUACAUUUAUGGAAUUGUGAGCUGGGGAGAUCAAUGUGGAUUAAAAAAUAAACCAGGAGUUUAUACUCGGGUGACAGAAUUUCUCAACUGGAUUAGAACAAAAAUUAAACACGAGUCCAAUUUUCACAACUAAGAAUGGUAGACAUGAAGACAAAAAGAAUGAAUCUCUGCUGCAUCAGGAUUCAACUGGACUUGUUGGGAUCCUUCUGCUGUCUUCUCCUGCAAUCACAAUAGAUUUAGAAUGUCAUCUCCUGACAAAGACUAUUGUGUCAUUCUCAUUUGUUACAAUUAUAUUGAACAAUAUCUCA